AGCCGGGGAGCCGGGGAAAGAGCGAGAGAGGAAGAAAGAGGCAGAAAGGGCGUGUUUCUGAAGCUCGUUUCCCCUCCCCUUUCUCAGGUCCCUCGCCGGGCUCCGCGCUCUCGGGCUGCAGCUCUCUCGGGCGAAGCUGGGAACUGGGUGGGAUUAGACGGAGCAGCCCCGCCGCCGCCGCCGCCAGCACGACCGCUGGGAGGGCGGGGGCUCCCUCCGCCCGCGGCUCGGGCGCCCCCAGCCUCGCCGCGCUCCCCGCUUCGCUCCUCCCGGCGUCGGGUCGGGAGAAGCCGGCAGGGUCCGGAGCCUCCAGCCCGGGUGCCGCCCGGCGCCCCGCACCCGCAGCCCCCGGCCGGGGCCCCGGAGGGGCGCCCUCCCCUCCCCCUCCGGAGCGCGGGGGCCGCCCGCUUCCGCCCUCGGAGCUGCGCCCCGGCCCCGGCCGCCGGCCCGGGAGCGCCAGCAUGGGCUCGCGGCGCCUGCCCGGGCUCUGCCUGCUCGUCCUGCUGCUCCACGCCCGCGCCGCCCAGCACAGCAGAGCCGUGCAAGAUGUGGACGAGUGUGUGGAGGGGACCGACAGCUGCCACAUUGAUGCCAUCUGCCAGAACACCCCCCGGUCAUACAAGUGCAUCUGCAAGUCUGGCUACACUGGCGACGGUAAACACUGCAAAGAUGUGGACGAGUGUGAGCGCGAGGAUAACGCAGGCUGUGUGCACGACUGUGUCAACAUCCCCGGCAAUUACCGAUGCACCUGCUACGACGGAUUCCACCUGGCACAUGAUGGACACAACUGUCUGGAUGUGGACGAGUGUGCCGAGGGCAACGGGGGCUGUCAGCAGAGCUGUGUCAACAUGAUGGGUAGCUAUGAGUGCCACUGCCGGGAAGGCUUCUUCCUCAGCGACAACCAGCACACCUGCAUCCAGCGGCCCGAAGAAGGAAUGAACUGCAUGAACAAGAACCAUGGCUGUGCUCACAUUUGCCGGGAGACACCCAAAGGGGGUAUUGCCUGUGAAUGCCGCCCUGGCUUCGAGCUCACCAAGAACCAGCGGGACUGUAAAUUGACGUGCAACUAUGGUAACGGUGGCUGUCAGCACACAUGCGAUGACACAGAGCAGGGCCCCCGCUGCGGCUGCCACGUCAAGUUUGUGCUCCACACCGACGGGAAGACAUGCAUCGGGGAAAGGCGGCUAGAGCAGCACAUCCCCCCUCAGGCCGUUUCUAAUGAGACCUGUGCUGUCAACAACGGGGGCUGCGACAGUAAGUGCCACGACGCAGCGACAGGUGUCCACUGCAGCUGCCCUGUGGGCUUCAUGCUGCAGCCAGACAGGAAGACCUGCAAAGACAUAGACGAGUGCCGCUUGAACAAUGGUGGCUGUGACCACAUUUGCCGCAACACGGUGGGCAGCUUUGAAUGCAGCUGCAAGAAGGGCUACAAGCUUCUCAUCAAUGAGAGGAACUGCCAGGAUAUAGAUGAGUGUUCCUUUGAUCGAACCUGUGACCACAUAUGUGUUAACACACCGGGAAGCUUCCAGUGCCUCUGCCAUCAUGGCUACCUGCUGUAUGGAGUCACCCACUGUGGGGAUGUGGACGAGUGCAGCAUCAACCGGGGAGGCUGCCGCUUUGGCUGUAUCAACACUCCUGGCAGCUACCAGUGUACCUGCCCAGCAGGCCAGGGCCGACUGCACUGGAAUGGCAAGGAUUGCACAGAGCCUGUGAAGUGUCAGAGCAGUCCUGGUGCCUCGAAAGCUAUGCUCAGCUGCAACCGCGCUGGCAAGAAGGACACCUGUGCCCUGACCUGCCCCUCCCGGGCCCGGUUUUUGCCAGAGUCGGAAAACGGCUUCACGGUGAGCUGUGGCACUCCCAGCCCCAAGGCCGCUCCGGCCCGAGCGGGCCACCCCGGGAACAGCACAAACACCAGCCACUGCCAUGAGGCUGCAGUGCUGGCGGUUAAACAGCGGGCCUCCUUCAAGAUCAAAGACGCCAAAUGCCGUUUGCACCUGCGCAACAAAGGCAAAAUGGAGGAGGCCAGCAGAAUCCUGGGGCCAGGUGCUGCAUCCUGCUCCGACUGCCAGGUCACCUUCAUCCACCUCAAGUGUGACUCCUCUCGGAAGGGCAAGGGCCGCAGGGCCCGGACCCCUCCAGGCAAGGAAGUCACUCGGCUCACCCUAGAACUGGAGGCAGAGGUCAGAGCCGAAGAAACCACAGCCAGCUGUGGGCUGCCCUGCCUCCGACAGCGGAUGGAACGGCGGCUGAAAGGGUCCCUGAAGAUGCUUAGAAAGUCCAUCAACCAGGACCGCUUUCUCCUGCGCCUGGCAGGCCUUGAUUAUGAGCUGGCCCACAAACCGGGCCCGGUAGCUGGGGAGCGAGCUGAGCUGGUGGAGGCCUGUAGGCCUGGGCAGCACCGCGCGGGGGCCAAGUGUGUCAGCUGCCCGCAGGGAACGUAUUACCACGGCCAGACGGAGCAGUGUGUGCCAUGCCCAGCGGGCACCUUCCAGGAGAGAGAAGGGCAGCUCUCCUGCGACCUUUGCCCUGGGAGUGAUGCCCACGGGCCUCUUGGAGCCACCAACGUCACCACAUGUGCAGGUCAGUGCUCACCGGGCCAGCACUCUGUAGAUGGGUUCAAGCCCUGCCAGCCAUGUCCACGUGGCACCUACCAACCCGAAGCGGGACGGACUCUGUGCUUUCCGUGUGGCGGGGGUCUCACCACCAAGCACGAGGGGGCCACCUCCUUCCAAGACUGUGACACCAAAGUCCAGUGCUCCCCUGGGCACUACUACAACACCAGCAUCCACCGCUGCAUCCGCUGUGCCAUGGGGUCCUAUCAGCCUGACUUCCGCCAGAACUUCUGCACCCGCUGUCCAGGAAACACCAGCACUGACUUCGAUGGCUCCACCAGUGUAGCCCAGUGCAAGAAUCGUCAGUGUGGUGGGGAGCUGGGUGAGUUCACUGGCUAUAUCGAGUCCCCCAACUACCCAGGCAACUACCCAGCUGGCGUGGAGUGCGUCUGGAACAUCAACCCCCCACCAAAGCGCAAGAUUCUUAUCGUGGUACCCGAGAUCUUCCUGCCAUCUGAGGACGAGUGUGGGGACGUCCUCGUCAUGAGAAAGAACUCCUCCCCAUCCUCCAUCACGACCUAUGAGACCUGCCAGACCUACGAGCGCCCCAUCGCCUUCACAGCCCGCUCCAGGAAGCUCUGGAUCAACUUCAAGACAAGCGAGGCCAACAGUGCCCGUGGCUUCCAGAUCCCCUAUGUUACCUAUGAUGAGGACUAUGAGCAGCUGGUAGAAGACAUUGUGCGGGAUGGUCGGCUCUAUGCAUCUGAAAACCACCAGGAGAUUUUAAAGGACAAGAAGCUCAUCAAGGCCUUCUUCGAGGUGCUGGCUCAUCCCCAGAACUACUUCAAGUACACGGAGAAGCACAAGGAGAUGCUGCCAAAAUCUUUCAUCAAGCUGCUCCGCUCCAAAGUGUCCAGCUUCCUGAGGCCCUACAAAUAGUGCCCCUGUGCCCAAGACCCAGGUUUUGAAGACCCCAGAUUCCUUAGUCCUCAGAGCCGGCAGCCCCCACCUCCAGAUAAGGAACUCUCUCCUCUUUUAGAGAAAAAAAAAAUCACUAUAUAGACUAAGAACUCUCCCUUUCUGUCGCUCUAGUUUCCUUUCCUUGUCUCUCUGUCUCUUCUCUCUCUCUUUACCUCUCUCCUGUUUUUCCUUUUCCUGCAUUCUCCCUGGAAAAACCAUUUGGUACUAGCUGUAUUCUCCCUGAGGGGUACAGGAACAGUACUCCUUCCCUCCCCAGCCACAUCCCUAACCCCUUCAGCUUAGAAGAACACUAGAGGCCCAAGAAAGAAGUGGGUCUGCUGGGGAGUGGGGAGGGAGAAGAGGGCUUCUGCCAUUAUAAGGUUGUGCCUUACUAGUCAGGAACCAAAAUGCCCCCUGGCUGGGCCCCCCAGCUGGCCCCGAGGUGAUUCUAACAGCCCAAGGUUCUGCCAAAGAAGCCUUUGACUUGCAGGCUUAAUGCUAGCACUGGUCCUCUGGGGCACGUGGUGUGAGCUCUGGACCACGGGUUUGAGCUCCGGACUGCCCACACAGCCGCUUCUGGGUCUAGACAGCUCCUCCACUUCCGCCAAGUCUGCUUGGGUCCAAUCCAUGAGGGCUUACAAAAGGCCCAACCACUGGGCUAGUGGACACCCGCCGAGUGAGGAAGAGCAGCAGGCAUUAUCACGUGGAAAGUGCUGCUGUCCCUCCCCAUGAGGAAGAUUAUAUAUAUAGCUCUGCAGAACAAAAACCAGGUUCUAUAGCAUCACCAAGAAAAAGAAAAAGAAAAAAAAGGCAAAGGAAUUGCAUCAUCUAAAGGACUAGACUACAGAACAACUGGAAGCCAGCCUCAAACCCUAAUCCCUUUUCUUGUCUUCCCUGGCCCAGCCAUCCCCUCACCCUGAUACGAGUGCUCCCUGGGGGAGCCCUACUCCCCUUGCUAAGUGCCGUCCUUAAAGAAACGUGGCUGCUAAGCAGAAGCCAGCCUGGGCCUGACCCCAGAUUCGGCUUUCCCUUGAAGCCUCCAUUGGCUUGUGGGUUCCGCCAAAGAGGACCCCACUCUGCAGCCAGCCCAGAGCCACCUACCUCUGGCCCCAGGCCGUGGGCAGCAAGAGGAAUGUGUGUGCACUUGGCAAGCCUUCUGCCACCCUGUCUACAUCUAAUAAGUGCAAUCAUUUUGAGUCUAUGUUGUCUAGAGGGAGGGGUUUUUGUUUUCUGGAUUUAUUUUUUGGUUUUGUUUCUUUCUCCUGUGUUAGAGCAACCCUAUUUAUAGCUGCCCACAACAGAAGAGUAUAUAUUUGGAGCGAAGAAAAAGGUUUUGAAUCUCAUGAACUCUGAGUGCUGGAGCAUCUGAUCUGUCUGUACUCCUCACUCAGUGGCCAUUCAGACCUCCUAAGCUCUUGGUGUGGGUAACCCAGGGCUGUAACUCUGAGGCACCUGAUGUGUAGGACAGUAGUUCUGGGGACUUCAUGGAGCAGGAAGGAGAGGGACCUGUGUCUGCUAAACCAAUCCUGCUAUCCCUGUGCCUCUCCAUGAUUCAGUAUGGACCUCAUGAUUUUAGAAGCGGAUGGAAUUGGUCAGUGAUUCUCUACCCCGAGAGGGAAACCUCCAUCUUUUCCAUGCCUUCCUCCUGUUUUUCCUUGGCGUGCACAUGGAAGAGGACCUGGACAUACUCCCUGGGGAAGGGCUGACUAAGGGCCCUGAGGCCAGAGACAAGGCUGAGGAAGCCAAGAAUAGGACAGGUAUCCAGGCAUGAAGUUGUUUGCCUGAACUUGGCCAUUCCCUCUCUGAGUUGACUUCAAGCCUAGUUGCCUCAAUUUCCAUGCGUAAGCCUAGAUCCUGCACAUUCCAUUGUCAAUCCACUGCUGCCUGUAAAAUUAUUUUCCAUUUGUUCCUUCUCAUUCCCCCAAAGCUGUGGUCCUAUUCAUUGAAAGGCUACCAAUUGACUCAUAGUGUUUAUUUCUAAAUGACUGUUCUAGGCUACUGCUCCCCCAGGAGACUCAACACUAAGAAGCCUGACCUCCAUCCCCUUUCCCCAAUCAGUAGCAUUUACUAUCCAAACAGCCUUAAGGAGUACGUAGCCAAUGUCACAGCUAUAUCCCCUCACUUCCACUAGCCAACACCAUGGCUCUUAGGGCUGGAGUGUCUGGCUCUCUUCAUCUCUCUCAAUCAAAGAAAGUAUCACUAUACAGAUCUAAAAUGGCUGCCUCCAAGCAGGGAAAAGGUCAGUUAAUCCAUACUUCCUGGGAUAUGUCAUAAAAACUGAUUUUUUUAUUAACUUUGACCAUCUUCAUUCUCCGCCAGAAGCUAGGAUAACGCUCUGAUUCCUCUCUUCCUACCAUUUGCACCUCUCGUAGAAAGCUAGCCAGAGUGCUUCCCAAAUUAUGCCUUCAGGGCCUGGCUUCUUGCACUCUUCCUUUCCUGACACCCCAUACAUAUACAAACACACUUCCUCCACUCGUUUAUUCCAUGGUUUCUGGGACCUGCAAAUGAUUUCCAGUUUGGAAAGUAUAGGCCAUGAGGCUUCUUAACUGAUGUCAAGACAGAUCUUGGGAGAACAGGUGAAGACCUGCUAAUGUCCACCAAGUUGAAUGUAGGUUGUCCAAACGGGGAGGCAAGGGGAAGGGGAAGAACCCAGACAAAGCUGUUCACUAAAUCUAUGGAAGCCAGCCCUGGGGCAUCAAACUAAAUAGACUGAAUCAGGAGUCAAUACUCAGGGACUCUAGGCCUUUUCGGGGCAGACAGAAGAGGACUGGGGAAGUGGAAAGACAGUGUAAAUGGGAAGUCUUCAGGAGUCAGCCCAGAGGCCACUCUGCGGGAUGGGUUUUUACAGGGCCACAAUACUGUAAGGCUUCCCUUCUCUUACUACAAAACCUGCCCUGAUCUGAGUCGGAAUGGGAAGCCAUUUCUGCAGAGGCUCUGAGCAUCAAGUAAUGCAUAUCAAAAGGAAGAAGUCCAUGUGUAAGCCUAGAUCCUGCACACUCAGCAACAUGUAAUCCCUUUGACUUCUCUGCCUCCCUCUUUCUGUAUUAGACCAGGCCCAUUCUCUAAACCUGAGGGAACUGUGAGUCAGGAAAAAAAUUAUCAAAGUCUGGACGUGAGCUGCCACCUGCCCUAGGCCUCCAAAUGCCCAGAGGCUGACAGUGAGCUGUGACUGCCCUGACUUCCCCAGAUUGAUGUAGUUUGGUGGGGGCUCAUAUUUGUUGCUGAAAGUUCAGUAAUACAGUCCUGAUUUUUGGUACUAAUGAAACUUUAUAUUCGAGAAUGUUCUCCAUAUGCAUAUGUAAGGUGAUUCUGGAAUGGAUUAGGUGGUCAUAUCUCAAAAUGUCAGAAAAUGUUAUGGAGCAUUCAAACUUCUGUAUUUGCUGCUUAACCUCAAUAUAAGAGGCUCAGACUAGGAAGGGAGACAAAGGAUAACUGACUAUAAGCAGGAAAUAAUGUUAAUCUGCUUGACUUCUUAAGCACGGUAAGAAAAAAAUGGAAGCAAACAACACAAGGAUGUCUUUAAAUUCAACCUGUCUCAAUUGUAGUACAUCCUGUCUUGGGCCAUUAUUUGGACUAGUAACCCUUUAAAGAAAUAUAUGAUUACAGGGAACAGAAUCCCCAGUUCUGUUACCAGCCUAGCUAGACAACACGGACUAUAGCAGUAUAGACAAACUGAAAACUUUAUUCAUUUGUGUGAACUGAACUGAAGUUUCAGAAUAACCAUUAUCAACGUGGGAGGCUUUCUUUAUUCCAUGCAGAAGAAAUCUCAAAAUAUUGUAUUUAUAUCUGCCUUCCACUGUUGCCGAUAUAAUAAGUAUCUCUUACACAAUCAACAAUAAACAGUAAAUGAUGCAGUUCAUAGAAUAUUUUGCACUUGGAGAAAAAAAUGUAUCUGAACUUGUAAAAAGAAAUGUUUGGAUUUUG
Molecule: messenger RNA, 7436 nt
Organism: Pipistrellus kuhlii (Kuhl's pipistrelle)
Lineage: Eukaryota; Metazoa; Chordata; Mammalia; Chiroptera; Vespertilionidae
Gene: SCUBE3
Product: signal peptide, CUB domain and EGF like domain containing 3
Exons: 23
Coding region: 462-3491 (1009 amino acids)
Biological process (GO): signal transduction
Cellular component (GO): cell surface
Molecular function (GO): calcium ion binding
Source: RefSeq, a predicted model, not a curated record